AUGGCGGAACCUGAAACUGAACAGAGAUACGAAUGGAUAAAGAGCGAAUGGGAAAACAUUGGAUAUCAAGUGAUUCCAACUGAUUUUAUGUACAUUAUGAAAUCCAAUGCUGAUGGGACCUUUUCAAACGGAGCCCUCCUACCUUUUGGAAACCUUCAGAUCGACCCAUAUUCUUCUGUUUUAAAUUACGGACAGGGACUAUUUGAGGGGAUGAAGGCAUACAGAAGACCAGACGGUAAGGUGCAAAUAUUCAGACCAGAGGAGAAUGCACUGCGUAUGCAGAAGGGAGCAGAGAGGCUUCUAAUGGAUACACCUUCUGUUGAGCAAUAUGUUGAUGCAGUCAAACAAGUUGUCCUGGCAAAUAUGCGUUGGGUGCCUCCUCAUGGAAAGGGAUCACUUUACAUUAGGCCUUUACUAUUUGGAAGUGGACCCGUUAUGGGUAUUUCGCCUGCACCACAAUGCACCUUCUUAAUAUACACCAAUCCUGUUUCCAACUCUUACAAGGGACGAACUUCAUCCUUGAACCUGUUGGUCGAUGAUAAACUUCCUCGCGCGUUUCCUGGUGGGACUGGUGGAGUGAAAAAUAUAAGCAAUUAUUCACCUGUUUUCCAAGUAGUGAAAGAAGCAAAGGCCAAAGGAUAUUCCGAUGUCCUCUUCCUAGAUGCUGAAGAACAUAAAUAUGUGGAGGAGGUGUCAUCAUGCAAUGCUUUCAUUGUCAAGGGUAAUGUGAUUUCAACUUCACCUACACUCGGAACCAUUCUUCCUGGAGUUACGAGGAAAAGUAUCAUCGAACUUGCUCGCCAAUUCGGUUACCAGGCCGAGGAACGCAAAUUUUCGGUGGAUGAAUUGCUCGAAGCUGAUGAGGUUUUUUGCAGCGGAACUGCUGUUGGGAUCUCCGAGGUUGGUAGUGUUACCUACAAGGAUAAAAGGGUUGAGUUUAAAACAGGAGCAGACACUCUGAGCCAGAAGUUGUAUGAUAUGAUGAAGGGAAUCCAAACUGGUACUUUGGAUGAUAAGAACGGAUGGGUGGUCAAUAUUGACUGA
This is a messenger RNA of Abrus precatorius (Indian licorice), 1044 nucleotides long. Its product is annotated as branched-chain amino acid aminotransferase 1, mitochondrial-like. The coding region runs from base 1 to 1044 and encodes 347 amino acids. Gene Ontology annotation, molecular function: branched-chain-amino-acid:2-oxoglutarate transaminase activity. Lineage: Eukaryota; Viridiplantae; Streptophyta; Magnoliopsida; Fabales; Fabaceae. Gene Ontology annotation, biological process: branched-chain amino acid metabolic process. The transcript is spliced from 9 exons. The record is from RefSeq and is a predicted model, not a curated record.